CAUGACGCAAGAAGGGGGGAACAUGGCGAUUGUCGGUUGGAUUUGCGAACAGGGGCACGGUAACGAAGGUCGGAAGAGACCAAAGUGAAACGACGUUGACUUCGACGCGUUGUGCUAUUUCAAGUAUAAUUUAAUUCAGGACUAAACUAUUGAAGGAUCUGGUGUCUCGUAUAAUCCCUUAAAAAGAUGAGUUUCUUUAGUAAAGUGUUCGGUGGUAAAAAGGAGCCCGUUGCUCCUUCAACUGCCGAGGCAAUCCAGAAGUUGAGAGAGACUGAGGACAUGCUUAUGAAGAAGCAAGAUUUUCUAGAGAAGAAAAUUGAUACCGAAAAACAAACUGCCAGAAAGAAUGGGACGACGAAUAAACGAGCUGCCAUCCAAGCGCUCAAAAGGAAGAAGCGUUAUGAAAAACAAUUACUGCAAAUUGAUGGCACAUUGUCAACAAUCGAAAUGCAGAGAGAGGCUCUGGAAGGUGCAAAUACCAAUACAGCGGUCCUUACCACCAUGAACAGUGCGGCCGCUGCUCUCAAGGCUGCCCACCAACACAUGGAUGUGGAUCAAGUACAUGAUAUGAUGGAUGACAUAGCUGAGCAGCAAGAUGUAGCUAGAGAGAUAUCAGAUGCGAUCUCCAAUCCAGUAGCAUUUGGCCAAGAUGUGGAUGAAGAUGAGCUCGAAAGAGAACUUGAAGAACUUGAGCAAGAGGAACUGGACAAAGAACUAUUAGGAGUUGGUGGCAUUACAUCUACUGAUGAACUUCCAGCAGUUCCAGCCACUUCGGUGCCUACCGCCCCUUCAAAAGCACGAUCAAAAGCCAAAGCGGAGGACGUUGAUGAUGAUCUUAAAGAACUGGAAUCAUGGGCAUCUUAAAGGAUUUAGUGCAAUUCUUAAUUAACCAAACGGAAGGCAUAAUCCACCUAUACUUUCAAUUGUAUCUCAUAGCAUCAAGCUAUUGGAACGCAAUUGCAUUGGUGAACAAAAUUUUUGGAAACAUUGCCGGAAACAGGGCAGAUUCUAGCCUUCAAUAGUUCAACCUUUGAAGAAAGGUAGCUUUCAACUGAAAACGGCGAUAUCUGGCCAAGGCCACGGAUGAGCCCCAGACACUGUCAUUAUAUGGUAAAUAACCAACAAUAUACAAAUAUGACUACAACCAUUUAAGCCAUGAGAUUUGUCGCGUUACUGUACAUAGGGUGACUGCUUUAUAGAUCAUAAAUGUAAUUCGUUUUUGAAAAUUGCCUUAAUCGCAUAUAUGUAUACAAUACAUAUUUAUUAUAUACAUGUAACCGAGUCUGUAAUUAGCUUAACUUGAUCUAACAUUGCUCUGAUAAGCUUGUUUCGCACAAUUUGCCGAGACACCUACUGUUUAAAAUAAAUAUAACAUGGUAAACAAAA
This is a messenger RNA of Athalia rosae (coleseed sawfly), 1386 nucleotides long. It is a transcript of the gene shrb, whose product is annotated as charged multivesicular body protein 4b. Gene Ontology annotation, biological process: late endosome to vacuole transport via multivesicular body sorting pathway; vesicle budding from membrane. The transcript is spliced from 5 exons. The record is from RefSeq and is a predicted model, not a curated record. Gene Ontology annotation, cellular component: ESCRT III complex; cytoplasmic side of plasma membrane; multivesicular body. The coding region runs from base 187 to 864 and encodes 225 amino acids. NCBI's taxonomy places the organism in Eukaryota, Metazoa, Arthropoda, Insecta, Hymenoptera, Athaliidae.